CUUACCUCCAUAGUCCGCACCGCCAAAACUGCAAAGACCAUUUCCUCAAUUUCAGAGAAAACCCUAGAGUCCAUGUCCGAGAGAGCCAAGGGCAAGCGACCGCUCGUCGACGACGAAGACGGCGACUCUCACUCUGCGAUGGAGAAGAAGGUGAGGUUUCCAAAGGGGAAGAAGGCGAAGAGAGGAGAAGGCGAUGGCGUGGUCCACCGUCGAGAUGACGAGGACGAGGAUCUGGACGCAGUGGUGGACCCCAGGCUGGCGGCCAAAGAGCGCGCGAAGCGCCGGAGCCAGAUUAGGGAGGAGGAGCUUUUUAGGGAUCAGCAGGCUGAUGUAUCCGCUGCCGAAGUUUAUUACGAUGAAAAUACUAAAUUUGAGGAUGAUGGCAUUGAAAUAGAGCCAUUUAAUUUGAAACAAGAAAGAGAAGAAGGGUAUUUUGACGCAAGUGGAAAUUAUGUUGAAUAUGUUGGUCAAAAUCAGAUCAAGGAUGCCUGGCUCGACAACGUAGUUGUUGAUUCAACUUAUGCUGAGAAGAUUCCUAAGACGACUAUACAAAAUGAGGAAUAUCAAGAUCUUUCAUCAGAGGACAUAGGGAAGAUAAAGAGGAGCAUAGCUAAUGUACUUCAGCCAGGAGAAACGAUAAUACAAGCUUUGAAAAGGUUAAAAGGAACUUCCAGUGACAAGAGAGGAAAGAUGUCUGAAGGAACAAAGCUCAUGUUUGAUCAACUUACUGAGGAUGCCAUGAAACUCAUGGAGAAUGGCGAAUACAAUGUUUACCAUGAAGAAAGGGAGAUUUUUGAGCAGGAAGCAGAAGGAUAUGAACGUAUAGCUCGUGCAAGGAGAGGCAUAUUUUCCACUGCAGAAGAUGAUAGUAAGAAACAUGGGGAGGAUAUAUCGUCAAAUGCUACAGGUUAUGAAGCUGAUGGCUCAUCCUUGUUGGACAGGCCCCUUGGUACUUCAGAAGCCAACACAUCAUUGCAAGUGCCAUCUAGCAAAGAUGGUGAUCAAUUGGAUAUGUUUGGGGAUGAUGAGGAUAAUACUACUGUGAAUCUACAGUCAAAUGGGACUGGCUUGUCUUCUGGUUCUUCGCCCGAACAAUUUCCGCAACCAACAUUAGAAAGCUUGGACUAUUCUCAGAAUUUCUAUUCUGGGGAAACUGCUACAGGAGUGGAAUCGGAUUUCAUAUAUGAUCAGUCUUCAGGGUAUUACUAUAGCAGUGGCCUGGGUUAUUAUUAUGAUCCAACGUCAAAACUUUACUGCUGUGCCACUUCAGGAAAAUGGUACUCAUUCAACGAGCAAACUGGCGAAUAUGUUGAGUUUCAGAAUGCUGAUGCACCUUCUACAGAAUCCUGAAGGUGUCUGGGAACAUUUGAAGGCUGAAGGCAUUUUGGGACCGGGGAGUCAUGUGAGAGCGAGUUUGGUGAAAGUUACGUAGUAUGUAGAAAAUGAAUCGGGGGACUCAGUUUUAUCUGGAAAUGUUUGGCACGCACAUGCACAAGACUGAAGCUAAUUUGACUAGACAUCUGCUGGUUUGUAUGUGUAGAAUCAGUGAGUAGAAGAUCAUACUGUAUAGAGGAUACCAAGUAUCCUACUGAUACCAAGUCUUGGUGAAAAAAGAAAUUUGUUUGUGCUGUAUAAUGAUGUUUGUUAGCUCCUUCGGUUGCCUUUCUUUCUUUUUGUUUCUCCCCCUUAGGUAUUUCGCUUCUGAUUUCUGAUAGACUUUAUUUGCUUCUUGAUGAUGAGAGCAUUGCGAAUUGCAAACAAGUGUGAACUUUUUUGGUUUU
This is a messenger RNA of Asparagus officinalis (garden asparagus), 1781 nucleotides long. RefSeq names its product CD2 antigen cytoplasmic tail-binding protein 2 homolog. Lineage: Eukaryota; Viridiplantae; Streptophyta; Magnoliopsida; Asparagales; Asparagaceae. The record is from RefSeq and is a predicted model, not a curated record. The transcript is spliced from 10 exons. The coding region runs from base 73 to 1350 and encodes 425 amino acids. Gene Ontology annotation, cellular component: U5 snRNP.